AUGAGAGGGGCAGAGGCUGUGGUGGUGAAAUCGACUGGGGCACUGGAGACCGGCCAGGACGGGGAGCAGCCUCGGCAACCAGCAGGGCGCGGGGAGCCUGGAAGUGGCCACAAACAGUGGAAGAAAUUCUUAUAUUGUGAGCCACAUAAAAGAAUUAAGGAAGUGCUGGAAGAAGAACUUUAUAUUAAGAGAGACGAAUGUCACAUUAAAAAUCCACCUGCAGUGGCCUUGGAAGGGGUUUGGAGCAUUAAAAGGAAUUUCCCAGUAGGCGGCUUGAUGUCAGGAGAGCUCAGCAGAAACAGUUUACUGCCCCAAGCCAAGUACUAUUCAAGGCACGGAGGAUUGAGAAGUCAAAGACACCAGCGUGGUAGCCCGCGCCUCUGCUGGCUGGUUCCGGUGGCCUUUCGGGCUUCCUCCAGCAGUGUCGCCAGAGGACGCAGGGAGGUGCUCAAAGAAGCGGACUCCAUCCUCUUGGGUUUUGCUAAGAAGGCUCAGCCCCGCGCCUGCCUUCCGUCCGUGCCUGCUCUCUCACAUCCCUGGACGCGCUCAGAGAUGAGCGGGACCCUCACUCAGGAAGGUGAGCGUUCGGACCUCCGCGCUGGGAGCCGGGACGCUGCUUGCUGCUUAGAGUAA
Molecule: messenger RNA, 633 nt
Organism: Chrysochloris asiatica (Cape golden mole)
Lineage: Eukaryota; Metazoa; Chordata; Mammalia; Afrosoricida; Chrysochloridae
Exons: 4
Coding region: 1-633 (210 amino acids)
Cellular component (GO): ciliary base
Source: RefSeq, a predicted model, not a curated record